Tarenaya hassleriana is the source of this 2239-nucleotide messenger RNA. RefSeq lists its product as uncharacterized. Bases 425 to 1978 code for a protein of 517 amino acids. The record is from RefSeq and is a predicted model, not a curated record. The transcript is spliced from 7 exons. NCBI's taxonomy places the organism in Eukaryota, Viridiplantae, Streptophyta, Magnoliopsida, Brassicales, Cleomaceae.
CAAAAACGAUUCUGUUUGAAUUUGAAUUAAAAAAAAAACUCGAGAUCCCAGGAAAAAAAAAACAUAAUCACUCACUCUCACACGCAGUUCCUGUUUUGUAUUUCUGUCAGAUUAUUAAUAAACAACACCUACCUUAGGCGCGCUCGUCUCCGUCUCUCUCUCUCUCUCUCCCUCCCUCGGAUCAAAAUCAAAUUUUCCAACCAAAAGAUGGAUUUUUUCGCCCAGAAGCUGAUUCAGUAGCGGAUCUGUCAAAACCCUAGGCAAAUACAAGAACCGGGUUUUCUUGAUUCCUUUUCUCAUCGCUUUUCUUCGACGACUUUAAUACCCGUCUCGGAAAUCUCCCAUUUUCUCGAAAUUUUGUGGGCUCUUGUCUUUUUGUAAAAUCCCAGAGACAAAUUCUGGGUUUUGGUCAAUUUGAGCCCCCAUGGAAGAACAAGGCGACGUGUCCAAAGGGUUUUCCUCGAUCUCUAGAUCCGAUUCAAAGUUUGUGGGCGAGAAGCGAAGCCGUGAUGACUUUGUAGAAAGACAAGAUUUUUGUCCUAAAAUCCGACGUCUUGACCCGAAUUUACCUUCUGAGACCAUCACUGUUGGUGUUGCCCAUGAUUCAGCAUCAGACUGUAGUGAAAAACAGUUCUUGCUCGAAAGAUACGAUAAGGGUUUUAAGGCAGAGAAAGGAAUUGGAUUAGACCUAAAUACCGACGCCAUCUCCAGCUCCGCUAGUGAUGAAUUAUCAGCAUGUUCCUCCAGGAUGCGUUGUAACACAAAGUCCAAGGAUGCUUUUUCUGAGUGUGGAAGCUCUAAUGUUCCGGUUGAGGACAAAGAUCCGAUGAAGUUGUGGAAAGCAAUGAAACAGAACGGUUUUCUUUCCAAUCCUCAUGGCGGGAUUUCAGCAGCAUCGAGCUGCUUUGUCUCGUCCUCCCAUGGAGGAAUACCGGCUCCAAGAAAACGAGGUAGGGAAAACAAGAGUGAGGCGAUGAAGAGGAAGAUAGAGAUUGCGAGGAAGGAAGAAAUCGAUAGGUUUGCAAAGCUUGCUGCUCCUAGUGGGCUGCUCAACGAGUUGAACCCCGGGAUUAUAAACCAUGUUAGGAACAAAAGGCAAGUACUUUCCAUCAUAGAAAACUUAGUAAAGUCCAAAAAAGAUUCCGGAAACUUUCACCGAGCCACAGAUAGGUGCAGUGGUAUGGCACUUGGGGGUUCCAAGACGAACUUGGAAGGUGUGAAUGCUGAUGGGUUAAGAUCUGAUCCGAACCAAUCAGACAAGUGGUUUAUGCCACUGGAUAAGUACCCUGUUCCUACGAGAAAUUACGAGGAGAAAUGCAGCGACAGUGUCUUGGGCAUGGCUGAAACAAUCAUCAGAGAAAACAAAACACUCGAGUCGAAGAUUCAGACAGCAGCUAAUUUCCAUGAAAACAUCAGUUCUUUGUCCUCAGAAGAGUCGGCAGACUUCAGCUGUGCAAAUGUUCUUACUGUUAAAGCUGCCACAGUGGCUUCUCAGUGGUUGGAAUUGCUUCACCAGGACAUAAAAGGGCGCCUUUCAGCACUUCGUCGUAGCAGGAAAAGGGUUCGGGCCGUCAUUUCAACUGAAUUACCAUUCCUGAUACUGAAAGAAUUCCCGUUUAAUCAAGAGAAUGACCCGAAUUUGCUGGACGGAGUUUCAAGUACAUCAAGAGCUGACAUACACAAGGCGAGAUGGACGGCAUUGUUUAAUCAAAUGGAAUCAGCCCUCUCAGAAGAAGAAAAACAACUUGAAAGUUGGUUGAUCCAAGUAAGAGAACUGCAGUCACAUUGUGACCAUGGCCUGCAAUACCUGAGCUUGAGUUCUGGACAAAAUUUCUUACAGCCUGGAAUGCCAUUGGACUCGAGCAGAUCGGCAGAAACACUGAGCUCGGAGAAAGAAUUAGCCGUCAGGGCAGCUGCAGCUUCCAUAUAUUCGACGUGCAAUUUUCUAACGUCAAAGGAGAAUAUAACAUGUACCUGACCUUCAUUACUUGAACCGAGGUUAUAAGCUUUAACUUUUUGACUGGUUUCUUUUCAAGUGAUAAGACAGUUUUUGCAGUACUAGGUUAGUGAGUUUGACAGAUAGCAGAAGAGCUUUUCUUGUUUGUGCAUCUGUAAGAUUAGGACCAUGUUCAUUAGUUUUUCAUUCCAUAAUUUUUUUUUUCUUUUGCCCAUCUGUUCUUGGAUCAGAUUCUUACUCAUUAUGUUGAGCCCAAGAGCAAAAUUGUUUGUUUUCAGGUGA